Molecule: messenger RNA, 1263 nt
Organism: Symbiodinium natans
Lineage: Eukaryota; Dinophyceae; Suessiales; Symbiodiniaceae
Source: the annotation of a GenBank genome assembly
AUGGCGAUGCAGGUAUUGGCGCUCGCGGGACUUCUCGGUGCUCUUGCAGACGAGCAUUGCUUGCUCCAAAGCCACGCCCGUCAAGAUCUUCGGGCUCUGCGAGAGCCGGUUUCCAAAGUGCCGGAGACCCAGACAGCGCCAGGCGCAUACAAGGACCUCCUGCGCAAUGCUUACCAUGCCUACUCAGUUCUCAUUGAUGCUGGUUCCAGCAAGACGAAAGUCGUGAUCUACCAGAACUUGACCGAGAUGAGUCUCAGCAAGGAGCAGAAGGAGACCUUGAAAGGCUUGAAGCUCACAGCGUUUGAGGACCCGUGUGAUGCCGUGGGCGAAGUGCAGAAGUUGUUGAAGGCCGCCGAGGAGCUCAUUCCCAGCAAGGAGCGAUCAGACACGCCUGCUUGGCUCCGGGGCACGGCUGGGUUGCGGCUCUUGGAUCCCCUUCGCACCGAUGCUGUCAUGGCUUGUCUCAAUGAGCGGAUGGUCAAGCCUGGCGCCACAGAUAUUGACUGGCAAGAUGCCAAGGUGGCAAGUGGAGACAUGGAGGCUGUGUAUGGCUUCCUUGCUGCACGGCACAUCUACGGAGACGUGGGGAGCCUGGAGAUGGGGGGUGCCUCCGCGCAGAUCGCCUUUACCCCAGACACCGCGAUCUUGAACAACGAGUUCGUGUACCAGCCGGGGAAGUCCAUCUAUGCCAAGAGCUACCAAGGCUUUGGGCAGGAUCAAGCCCUGAGGCGCUCCUACGAGCUGCAGAUGAAGGAUCAUCCUGGGAAUGUCCUUCUGCACCCGUGCCUUCCCAGCGGCAAGCGCUUCGAGUACGGCUCUGAGGGGACCACCUACGAAGUCAUUGGAACGAGCGAUGGCCCGUGGUGUGAGAAGAUUGUUCUUUCUCUGAUGCACCGGGACUAUGAGUGUUUGCAGAAGCCUUGUGCAAUCGCAGGGGUCUACCAGCCAAAGAUCUCUGGGAAGUUCAAGGCAUUCUCCGCCUUCUACUACAUGGCUUUGGGUUUGGGCGUGCUCCCUUCUGACUCGUCAGCCGUCCCGUUGAGUGCAAUCAAGAAAGCGCUGGGCCCUUUCUGCAAGAAAUCCUUCCAAGAUCUUGAGGAGGAAGGAUCCACGAAGUAUUCUCAAUACUAUUGCUUCAAUGGCUGGCUUGCUUACAGCAUGCUUUCCUCCUUCGGCUUCGAUGACAAUUCGACAAUGAUCGAGUUUGCCAACGAUGUCAGUUGGACCUUGGGUGCUUUAAUCUACUUGACAGGUACCUCUUAG